Brassica napus (rape) is the source of this 1595-nucleotide messenger RNA. RefSeq lists its product as uncharacterized. The record is from RefSeq and is a predicted model, not a curated record. The coding region runs from base 1 to 1044 and encodes 347 amino acids. NCBI's taxonomy places the organism in Eukaryota, Viridiplantae, Streptophyta, Magnoliopsida, Brassicales, Brassicaceae. The transcript has 4 exons.
AUGAAUAACUAUCGUAUAAAGGAUCCCACGCCUUUUGGUAAACAAUUUAUGGUUGAACAAUUUAACAAAGAGUUCCAGUUAGAUAUAACUUAUAAGUUUUUCAAAGAAAAACUUGAUACCAUUAAAAAAAAGUACAAGAAAUACAAAGAGCUUCUAAGUUCAACGGGUAUAUCGGUUGAUCCCAUUACAUCUGAAAUCGAUGCUUCUGAAUCAUGGUGGAAAGAUCGUGAAGUAAGUUCAAAAUUUAUUUCACACCAAAGAAGAGAAGAAAUGAGGAAUGAAGAAACAAAUGAAGAUAUGUUGUAUGAAGACACGAAUGGUGGUGAAAUGUCAGACGAUCAAGAUCCAGAAACACAACACAACGAAGAAAUUCCUGGUUCAAGAGUCCAACAAAGAGGCAGAGCAAGACGAGGAAGUACUUUACAAAGACCAUCGGUCAAAUCAGUUUUACAAGGGAGUGGUUCACGAGGAAGUAAGAAAAAACAAUCAUUUGAAACCACCCUAACAGAUACAAUGGCUGGAUUUAGGGAGUUCCAACGCCAAAGCUUACAACAGUUACGUCCAAAUUCCUUUGACCAAGAUGAUUACAAUGAUUUUGAUGUGGCUGUGAAGAUAUUUGAAUCGAUGGGACUUCCAAAUGACACCAAAUUUUACUGGGCGUGCAUCAACGAAUUCAGGGAAGAUACAUUCUGGCGUAAGUAUUUUAUUGAUAGAGCUGAAAACACUUUUGAAGAAAAGGUUCAGUUCUUACAAGCUUUAAGUGGAUUUACACGUGAUGAUCAGUACAUGGGGAAGCGUCAAUGGGGUACACCUCCAGCUGCUCAACAGUGGGGUACACCACCAGCUGCUCAACAAUGGGGUGCACCACCAAGUAUGCAACAAUGGGGUACACCUCCAACUUCUCAUCAAUGGGGUACACCACCAACUUCUAAUCAAUGGGGUACAACAUCGAAUGCUCAACAAUGGAGUUCACCAUCGGUGGCUCCACAAUGGGGUACAACUUCAACUACUCAACCAUGGAAUUCUCCACCAGUGGCUCCAUAAUGGGGUUCAUCAUCAAAUGAUCAACAAUGGAGUUCACCUCCAAAUAACGUGCAGUAUGGAUUUUCACUUGAAACUCAGACCAAAAGUACAAGAACUGAUGAAGAAAGAGUUGCAACUGAAACAUCACCUAGAAACAUAUCGCGCACACGUAAAUCAGGGGUAUUGUUCAAUAUUUGGGGCACCCAACGGGGGCCUAAUUUAAAUGAAACCCAUCAAACUGAUUCAGAAGAUAAAGCUUAAUACAAUAUUUUAUGAUUCUAGUAAUAUAGAUGUCUUCUUUUUAUUUGAGUUUUUGUAAUAUCAUUUACUUAUGUGUAAUCCAAUAAUGUCAUUUACUUUCAUAUUCAUCUAAUUUUUUUUAAUGAAAUUUAGGUUUUUCGUAUAUGCCAACUACGGUCCCAAGGAGUUCAGUUUCUAAAUUACGAAGAAAGAGUUGAGUUGUGGAAUUUGGAGAAUGAACAAUUUAAAGAGUUAAUUAUUCAACCGGCAUUGAGUUACUACAAUAGACAUUUUGUAAGAGGACCAGCCCAAACUGAUAAUGGAUUAGGGUG